Messenger RNA from Elgaria multicarinata webbii, 6068 nucleotides. RefSeq names its product phosphatidylinositol-4,5-bisphosphate 3-kinase catalytic subunit gamma (gene PIK3CG). Gene Ontology annotation, biological process: phosphatidylinositol-3-phosphate biosynthetic process; cell migration; phosphatidylinositol-mediated signaling. Gene Ontology annotation, cellular component: plasma membrane; cytoplasm; phosphatidylinositol 3-kinase complex. The coding region runs from base 306 to 3602 and encodes 1098 amino acids. The transcript has 12 exons. The record is from RefSeq and is a predicted model, not a curated record. Gene Ontology annotation, molecular function: 1-phosphatidylinositol-3-kinase activity; 1-phosphatidylinositol-4-phosphate 3-kinase activity. Lineage: Eukaryota; Metazoa; Chordata; Lepidosauria; Squamata; Anguidae.
AUUGUGCAUUUAUUCCAUUUUUUUCUCCUUAAUUGAUGUUCUGUGACAAGAAAAAAAGACAAAAGAAGUAGUGGAGAAAUAUUGGAGGGUUAUAGAAGAUGUCAUUGGGGUGAUGUCAACCUCCUGCAUGUCUCCUGUGCCUUCCUCUGAAUUGCUCUUGUGGGUUUUUACAUCAAGGAAGGAGUUCUGUGAAGAUGACAGUUGUUUCUACCACAAUGAUUGUUUCCCUUUUUCCUGUGGAGCCUGUUAACUUUCAAGCUCAGUUGUGACAUUUUGGACCCUGAGAGAAUAAGAUUUCUUGUGGCAUGGAGUUGGAGAGCAGUGAGCAACCUGUUGUUAUGAGAGACGACAACAAACGGAGGAGGAGGAGGAUGAAGCCACACUGUACAGCAAGCAGUUUGUCUUCAACAGAACUGAUAUCCAUUGAAUUUGUUCUACCCACAAGCAACAUGUUAAUAGAUAUAGCCAGCAACUGUACAGUAGAGCAGAUGAAAGCACAAGUUUGGGUGCGAGCAAUAGAGAGGAAUCAGGCCUCAGAUUUCUACCAUAAAUUCACCCCAGAUCAAUUUGUUCUUCAUUACCAAAAGAAGGGACAGUGGUAUGAAAUUUAUGAUAAACAUCAGGUAAUACAGACACUUGAUUGUAUAUUGUAUUGGAAAGUGUUACAGAAGAAAGUGGGAAAAAUUCAUGUGGUCCAAAAGCAAAAGCCUACAGAGGAAGUUCAAGAGUUUCAAAAGCAACUCAAUUAUUUGAUUGGCUAUGAUGUCACUGAUGUAAGUAAUGUACAUGAUGAUGAACUAGAAUUUGCUCGUCGCAGGUUAGUCACUCCACGAACAAUUGAAGUAUCUUGCAGAGAUCCAAAAUUAUAUUCAAUGCACCCCUGGACUACAUCUAAACCACUUCCAGAGUAUUUGCUUACUAGAGUUGUUAAUAAUAACAUUUUUAUAAAUAUACACAGAGGAACGACUAGUCAGAAGAUUAAAGUAGGUAUUGAUGACACUCCAGAAAUAAUCCUUCAGAGCUUUUUCACAAAAAUGGCAAAGAAGAAAUCUUUGAUGAACAUUCCUGAAGAUUACAGUGAACUAGACUUUGUCCUUAGGGUGAGUGGCAGAGAUGAGUAUAUUGUAGGAGAGACGCCUAUCAAAAACUUCCACUGGAUAAGACAAUGCCUUAAAAAUGGGAAUGAAAUUCACCUAGUCCUGGAUGAUCCACCCGACCCAAACCAGGAUGAAGUGCAGAAAGAGGAGUGGCCUUUGGUAGAUGAUUGCACUGGAGUUUCAGGAUAUCAUGAACAGCUGACAAUAGAUGGCAAGGAUCAUGAGAGAGUAUUCACUAUAUCACUCUGGGACUGCAAUCGGAAAUUCAGGGUCAAGAUAAUUGGCAUUGAUAUCCCUGUGUUGCCAAGAAACACAGACCUUACUGUAUUUGUUGAGGCUAAUAUUCAACAUGGGCAGCAGCUCCUUUCACAAAAAAGAACUACGGCCAAACUAUUUACUCAAGAAGUCCUGUGGAAUGCUUGGCUUGAGUUUGAUGUCAAGAUUAAAGACUUGCCCAAAGGGGCAUUAUUGACACUGCAGAUAUAUUGUGGCAAAGCGCCAGGAUCAUCCACAAAGGCUAACCUGCAGCCGCAUGACUCUUCCAGUUCUGAUUCUAAAUGCAAAACCCAGCUUCUCUAUUAUGUAAAUAUUUUGUUGAUAGACCAUCGUUCCCUGCUGCGGACUGGUGACUACGUGCUUCAUAUGUGGAAAAUUCCAGGGAAAGGGGAAGAGCAGGGAAGCAUAAAUGCUGAUAAGCUUACAUCAGCCACCAAUCCAGAUAAAGAGAACUCGAUGGCUAUUUCCAUUGUUCUUGACAAAUACUGCCACCCAAUAGCUCUGCCUAAGCAUAAGAUAGCAUGUGAUCUACAAGGGGACAGGGCUAGAGCUGAAAUGCCCAACCAACUACGCAAACAGCUUGAAGAGAUCAUAGCCACUGAUCUGCUUAAUCCACUUACUCCUGAAGACAAAGAAUUAUUGUGGCAUUUCAGAUAUGAAAGUAUAAAGCACCCAAAGGCAUACCCUAAGCUGCUUAGCUCAGUGAAAUGGGGACAACAAGAAAUAGUGGCUGAAACAUACCAAUUAUUAGCUAAAAGAGAUGCCUGGGACCACAGCAUGUUAGAAGUUGGAUUGCCAAUGCAGCUUCUGGACUGCAACUUUUCAGAUGAAAAUGUGAGAGCGAUGGCAGUGCAAAAACUGGAGGGUUUGGAAGAUGAUGAUGUUCUUCAUUAUCUUUUGCAGCUAGUUCAGGCUGUGAAAUUUGAGCCUUACCACGACAGUGCGUUAGCCCGAUUUCUUCUAAAACGAGGCUUAAGGAACAAAAGAAUUGGACACUUUUUGUUUUGGUUUUUGAGAAGCGAGAUUGCACAGUCCAUGCACUAUCAGCAAAGAUUUGCUGUGAUCCUAGAAGCUUAUCUGAGAGGCUGUGGGAAAGCGAUGCUACAAGAUUUUAUGAAGCAGGUUCAAGUAAUUGAGCUGUUGCAUCGAGUGACUAUGGAUAUAAAGUCAAUUUCUGCUGAAAAGUAUGACGUCACUCCUCAGGUGAUCACGCAGCUCAAACAGAAGCUUGAGAAACUACAGGACAGCAAGUUUCCUGAGUGCUUUAGAGUUCCAUACGACCCUGGACUAAAAGCAGGAGCACUUGUGAUAGACAAGUGUAAAGUAAUGGCAUCCAAGAAAAAGCCACUUUGGCUAGAAUUCAAAUGUGCAGAUCCUACAUCCCUAUCCAAUGAAACUAUUGGCAUCAUCUUCAAACAUGGGGACGACCUGCGACAGGACAUGUUGAUUUUACAGAUACUUCGAAUAAUGGAGUCAAUCUGGGAAGAAGAAUCCUUGGAUUUAUGUUUGUUGCCAUAUGGUUGCAUUUCUACAGGAAAUAAAAUAGGGAUGAUUGAAAUUGUAAAAGAUGCUAUGACAAUUGCCAAAAUCCAGCAAAGCACAGUUGGAAACACAGGAGCAUUUAAGGAUGAAAUAUUAAAUCAGUGGCUAAAGGAAAAGUGUGUAAUUGAGGAAAAGUUUCAGGCAGCAGUGGACAGAUUUGUGUACUCUUGUGCUGGUUACUGUGUGGCAACUUUUGUACUUGGAAUAGGAGACAGGCAUAAUGACAACAUUAUGAUUACAGAAUCAGGUAAUCUCUUUCAUAUCGACUUUGGCCAUAUUCUUGGAAAUUACAAAAGCUUCCUUGGAAUUAAUAAGGAAAGAGUUCCUUUUGUGUUAACACCAGAUUUUCUUUUUGUCAUGGGAACCUCCGGGAAAAAAACAAGCCUACGCUUUCAAAAUUUUCAGGAUAUCUGUGUGAAAGCUUAUCUUGCUCUUCGGAAUCACACAAACCUUCUCAUCAUCUUAUUUUCUAUGAUGCUAAUGACUGGAAUGCCUCAACUGACCAGCAAAGAAGAUAUUGAAUAUAUCCGUGAUGCAUUGACUGUUGGCAAAAAUGAAGAAGAUGCUAAAAAGUAUUUCCUAGAUCAGAUUGAAGUUUGUAGGGAUAAGGGCUGGACUGUGCAGUUCAAUUGGUUUCUACAUCUUGUGCUUGGAAUUAAACAAGGAGUAGAAAAACAUUCUGCCUAAUGAUUGCUUAUACAAAUAAUCAGCAGGGAAUCCUUUUGAUGGUUCUUGACUGGGCUUCCAAGGGUUUUCCCCCCUGUCAAAAUGCAACUUUUCUUACAAUUAUCUGAUUAUUGGAAGUGCUGAUACUGAACAAUGAUAAUUUAAUUUAGGCAAAAGCUUGGCUGAGGUAGUAUUCAUUUCCCCCUAUUAGCCACAGAUGGUUAGUAAGUUAAAGCAGCCUUCUUAACCUGACACCCUCCAGAUGUGUUGGACUGCAAUUCCCAUUAUUCUCAGCCAGCAUGGCCAUUAGUCAUGCUGGCUGGGAAUUAUGGGAAUUGUAGUCCAAUACAUAUGGAAGGUACCAAGUUUCAGAAGGCUGAGCUACAUGGAGAAUUUAGAUGACAGCAUUGAGAAGGAAAAUCCUUUUUAUUUCCUGUUUUCUUAGCUAAAUAAUAUAAAUGAAAAAGACAGAAAAAUCUCCUGAAGAUCUGAGAAUUCAGAAAAAUUUCUAAAGGAAUAUUUUUCUUUCUUUCUCCUUAAGCCAUUUAACUAUUUGAAUGUCAUCAGUAAUUAAUUAAACUUUGAAAUAUUUUCUCUCGUUUCAUAAUAACAACAAAAGACUCCAUUAUGAUUUGUUUAAGGAUAGAAACUUGGAGAGCACAUAUUAUAAAUAUGUUAUUGUAGCACAUUAAAUCAUAUCUAUUGUUGCAAUGAGUGUUACACGUAAACUGGAACUAGUUCAUCGAUCUUUCUGGAAGCUAAAGUGCUGCAGCUCACAGGUCACUCUGAUGGUCAAUCACUGAGUGAUUCUGGAAAUCUCAUUGAAGAAUGAGGAGAAAAUUGUAGGAGGAGCCACUAAAGGAAAUAGGCAGUCUCUAUCAUUCUUAAAUGACUUGGACUAGAUCAGAAGAUGGGCAGUAACCACUGUAUGUGGAUCAUGAGUCUGCUCCUACUGCUAAUUCAUGUGUGGAAAUGCCAAAAAAAGCCCCAUAUCAAUAUUCUUUCUCCAAGACCCUGUGGAAAAGACUUCCCUCCACCUAAAUUUUAUCCUUGGUAGUGUAUUAGGUUUAAAUGUUUCAAGCUUUCUUAAGUUAUUUUUUAAAAAAGAGGCAGCAUUUUUCAUUGCCUGGUGGGACGAUAUAUUUAUACUAAUUGCAUAGUAAACUCAGUGAGAUAUUACCCAGGCUUCAAAAGCUUUACAGUGGUGGUUCUUGUUCCCUAGAAGAGUAGGUAUAGCUUCUCCUUCUUUUGUCUGAGAAGCAAAAGGGUUAUUUAUUUCUUCAGUACCAGUUUGUUCAUUCUCAAAUAUAUCUUGUACACCACUCCGAAAUUUUUCAAUGGGGAGUGGUAUAUAAAUAUUCUAAUAAUAAAUAAAUAAAUAAAUACACACAUGCCACAAUCCAGGGGACUACCAUGGUAAUACCCAACAGCUUGCACAUACAUGGUGUAACUUUUGACUCUGAACAGCAGACUCUUUUUUCUGCUGUUUUUCUGCAUUGUCCUGAGUUUUGAAAGUGCUCUGCCAUGCAGCUUGGGAAUUAAUGUUUGAGAAAUAAAAGUUCAAAAGUCCACGAGACAUACAGACCUGAUCACGUGGUUCGCUGGAUUGUGGCCUAUAUUCAAGAAAACUUUAAUAUUUCCAUGAUAGCAGAGUAAUUUGGCUAUUCUUAUUAAUGUUUUAAAACAGUAUUUAUUUUUAAAUAUGGGGCAUUUACUUCUAUUUAGAACUUCAUCAUUAUUAAAUAGGGCUUAAAGACAGAAUAUAUUCAAGAUAACUACUAGGUAAAUUAACAUCUCCACUAGGAUGAUGCUGGGAAUUUAUAAUUGAUUGUGCAAUUAUAAAAUUACAAAAACAUUGCUAAUAGUACACAUUUUGUCUUUGAAUUGAAUAUUUGUUUUGUGUAUAUAUGUAUAUGUCCAAAAGAAAUAGUUUGUAAUAUUUGUAAUAUUUGUUUCUGUGUGUUCUGUAACAUGCCUCACAGGAUUGUAUCCAAUUUUAGUACUAUUAAAAGCAGACCCAUUGAAAUUAACAGGGCUUAAGUUAGAGUAACAUUGAAUACAAUCAAUACACACCAUAGUUUGUACCUUAAAUAUAUACAAAAGCAAUAGAUCUUAAUUUUUUGUUUGUUUGCAUGAGUAACUUAAAACCAUGGCUCAAAUUUUAACAAAGAAAUCCACAUAGGAUAUUGGAAAAAUGUCAUAUACUAUAAGAGCUUUGAGACUUUCUAAAAAAAAAUCUUUACUUGUUUUUUUUUUUACAUCGUUGCCCUAAGCGCAGUGGUUUUCAUGUAUUAGGUAUAUAUUAGAAAAGCUAAGAUAUUGAAGUUGGACUGAAUAGGAAAACCUUUCCUAACAAUGCUACUUGCAUAGGUUUUUAAAAAACUCAAUCAUUUGUAUUGUAUCUGUAGCUUUAGUUUUUAAAAAGUGUGUGUUCUGAUGUUGAAAUGAAUUGUAUAUAUGAUUGAUUAAAGAGUACUAAUACACAUA